AAUAGUGUCAUGGCGGACACGGUCAAGAUGCGACGAUGUCGGCAAAAUGAGUGAUUUUUUCAAUAAAAUAAUAAAAUUUGCAAUGAACGUCGGUUGUAUUCAAUACUAUAUUUAUAGAUGAGUAUGUUAUCUUUUUUUAAAUCUUAUAAAAUGUAGAUCUUAUAUGCAAUAGCGUCUAACUAAUCAACUCGUGAACGUGGGUGUUUAAAGAGUGAAACUAAUUGUUUGCAGUAUAAUGUUAAAACCGUCACGACUCGAUAGUUUAGAUACUUUACUCAAUAUUGUUUUAAUCACAAAAAAAGAACUAUAUCUAAACGAUGCUGCUAGCGCAGGUGUUUUAAAGAGAACAUUGUUUUCAAGGCCUGUCAAAACAACUUUAUAUGUACUGACAUUGAUUAAUGAAUAUCCCACUCAGACAUCAUCGAAACAUAAAUUGUUUACCUCAUCACGAAGAACAAAUCUAGUCAAUUUCCUGUUAAAGAACAUUUUCCUACAUAGAAAAUAAUUAUGGCGCAAGCUGGCGGGAAGCAGGCAGCAAAAGUCGGAUUUCUGAAAAAGCUCAGGAAUAAAAAGGUGACACUUGACCUCUUGCCGCAUAAUCUUUUAUCAAAAAAAUAUUUUAUAUUGCGAUCGGAUACACUAAGUUUGGAAUACCAUGACAACAGCAAACGAGCAUUCGAAAGUGCUCCUAAGAAAAGUAUUAAGUUACGGGAUUGCGUAGGAUUUUGUAUGAAGGAUGAACAUCAAAAAGUGAAAAAUGUACUGGAAAUUUACUGGUCGAGAGAUGUGCUCAAAAUUGCUUUUGAUUCUCUUGAAGAAAGGCAACAAUGGCAUGAUGAGAUAAAAAGCCUCCUUGCAGAUGAAAUCUUCCUUCCGACAGAAUGGACUCCAAAAUUUGCUAAAAUAUACCAAGGUCACUUGAAACCACAAGCUGAGGGCGACCACGGUAGCCCUUCUGGCCGGCUAACUUGUGGAAUUUAUCGAGUUAUAGUCCUUCCUGAACACUGCAUCGUUAAAAAGGCUUCCGACGAAGAGAAUAUUGAAUUUGAAGUGCCAUAUAAAAAUUGUGUUCGACGAGUCGGACAUAAAGACAACUAUUUCAUGAUUGAAUUAGGGAGACAAGCAGAACCUGGGCCAGGAAAGUUUUGGUUAUGUUUGGAAGAUAAGAAUGAUGCAAAAUCUUUACAUUCUUCAUUUAAUUUACAUUUAACUUCCUCAUCGAAAUCAGAAACCCCAAGUCAUAAAAAUUCCAGUAUGAAUUCAUUAACGGGGUCAACUGAGGACCCUAUUAGAGAUCGAGCUCCAUCGAAUACCUCAACAUCGUCCAAACCUAUAUUUGUACCUCAGAGACGUCCACAUAACGUAGAGGAUUCCCACGUACCAACCAAAAAAAUCAACGUCUCAACUUCUCAAUCUAACAGAUCUAAUAGACCACCCUCUGCUUCACCAUCACAGACUUUUUCACCCACCGACUCGUUCUCAUAUAUGAAACGGGCCCGUACGAAUAGCUUUGAAUCGGCCACUAGCCAUACAAGUGAUAGUCCCAUGGAUAACAAUUCUAGUACGUCAGUUGAUGAUUAUUUACCAAUGACGCCUUCGGAGAGCAGUGGUAUCACCUUUUCGCCUUCAAAUAGUCGUCAGGAUCCACCUCAAUGUACUGGAUAUAUGGAAAUGAAACCAGGUGAUGAUGGAGACCACGGGAGUAACGAUUAUAUUGAAAUGACACCACCACCUGGUAAAAAAGGGAGUUUAUCAAAUACGCCAGCUCCCUACUUGGAUAUGACGCCAAUAUCUAAUGCCUUACCACCUGUUGAUGAGAAAACAUUUUUUGAGGGUUAUGUAGAAAUGAAGAGUAGCAAAGAUCCGUCUGCUAUGAAGUCUAGGACUAAUGUCCAGAUGGACCGUGUCGUAUCUUAUCUGAAAGAAGAUACGUCUUUACCGAAAAGAGCAAAUAGUGUAGGAUCAAGACCGAAGAAUAGUCAAUCAGGGGAUGAAGACGAUAAGUGUAAUUCAGCACCUCACCUCUGGAACGAACAAGGAAAUAGACAAAGGUCCGGGACGGUUUCUAUUGUUAAUCAUCGACAAAGGACUUCUACAAUAAGUGAAGAUAUGAGAAUGAGAACAGGAAGUUUUGGCAGCUUUGCUGUUGAGCGACCCAGAUCACAUUCUCACGGUGGUGGCUCAACCGUUCGUGAUCUGAGAAUCCAGUCCAAAGAGUUGGCGCUGAAAACAGUAAGAGCAAAGACUCUUAACUCCCAAUCGAAAACGAAGCCUCCAAGUGGGGGUAGCAUUGGUCGUUCACAAAGAAUUAACACAUCACAAAAUGAUGUACAUGAAAUUAGUCGUUCCCCCGAUUUACGACGCCUAGAAAAUGAACCAAAUUCCAUUCAUAAUAGGUCAAACUAUCUGUCUAUGUCGCCUGGGUCCAACACAAGUAAGGACGACGGAUAUGCUGAUAUGGACUAUACACCUUCGAAAGGGAACACUUCAUCAAGUGCUGGAACCGAUGAAUAUUUUGAAAUGGCAAUUGAGCCUGCAGCCAUUGUUCAAGCUACUACCGUCGAUUCACAUCAACAUGAAUAUACUGAAAUUAAUUACUGCAAGAAACAGUAA
Messenger RNA from Dimorphilus gyrociliatus, 2613 nucleotides. The record is from the annotation of a GenBank genome assembly. Lineage: Eukaryota; Metazoa; Annelida; Polychaeta; Dinophilidae.